Molecule: messenger RNA, 4431 nt
Organism: Dictyostelium discoideum AX4
Lineage: Eukaryota; Evosea; Eumycetozoa; Dictyosteliales; Dictyosteliaceae
Gene: abcG17-1
Product: ABC transporter G family protein
Exons: 3
Coding region: 1-4431 (1476 amino acids)
Biological process (GO): transmembrane transport
Cellular component (GO): membrane
Molecular function (GO): ABC-type transporter activity; ATP hydrolysis activity; ATP binding
Source: RefSeq, a predicted model, not a curated record
AUGGAAGAGGAUAAAACUUUUCAAUCAAUUAGAAUUUCCGAAAAUAAUAAUAAUAAUAAUAAUAAUAAUAAUAAUAAUAAUAAUAAUAAUAAUAAUAAUUUAAAUAAUAAUAAUGAUAAUGAUUAUGAUUAUGAUUCAAUAAAUAAUAUUGAAGAAAAAUUUGAAAAUGUUUCAAAAGAAUUAGAAGGACAAUCAAUCAAAUUUAGAGAAAUUGAUGGUGGUAAAAAUAAUAAUAACCAUGAUAUUGAGUUGGGUGAAAGAAAACCAGAAAAUGAAGAAGAUUUUAAAUUAAGACAAUAUUUUGAGGAUUCUCAAAGACAAAAAAUGUUAAUUAAUCAUAAACCAAAGAAAAUGGGUGUUUCAAUUAAAAAUUUAACUGUUGUUGGUCAAGGUGCUGAUAAUUCUGUAAUUGUUGAUAAUUCAACACCAUUUAAAGCUUUAGGAAAAUUAUUAAAUCCUUUUAAUUAUUUUAAAAAAGAUAAAAAUAAAAUUAAUACAUUUAAUAUAUUAAAUGAUAUUAAUGCAUUUAUUGAAGAUGGUAAAAUGUUAUUAGUAUUAGGUAGACCAGGUGCAGGUUGUUCAACUUUAUUAAGAGUAAUUGCAAAUCAACGUGAAUCAUAUAUUUCAGUUGAUGGUGAUGUAACAUAUGGUAAUAUUGCAGCAAGUGAUUGGUCAAAAUAUAGAGGUGAAACUCUUUAUACAGGUGAGGAAGAUAUUCAUCAUCCAACUCUAACAGUUCGUGAAACAUUGGAUUUUACAUUAAAAUUAAAGACACCAGGUAAUCGUUUACCAGAAGAAAGUAAAAGAAAUUUUAGAACUAAAAUCUAUGAAUUAUUAGUUAGUAUGUAUGGUUUAGUGAAUCAAGGUGAUACAAUGGUUGGUAAUGAAUUUGUUAGAGGUUUAUCAGGUGGUGAAAGAAAAAGAAUAACAAUUACAGAGGCUAUGGUUUCAGGUUCAUCCAUUACAUGUUGGGAUUGUUCAACCAGAGGUUUGGAUGCAGCAUCAGCCUAUGAUUAUGCAAAAUCCUUAAGAAUCAUGUCUGAUACAUUAGAUAAAACUACAAUUGCAUCAUUUUAUCAAGCAUCAGAUUCAAUUUAUAAUUUAUUCGAUAAAGUUAUUGUUUUAGAUAAAGGUCGUUGUAUUUAUUUUGGUCCAAUUGGUUUGGCAAAACAAUACUUUUUAGAUUUAGGAUUCGAUUGUGAACCACGUAAAUCAACUCCAGAUUUUUUAACUGGUAUUACAAAUCCACAAGAACGUAUUGUUAAAGUUGGGUUUGAAGGUAGAGUACCAGAGACUUCUGUCGAUUUAGAAGAUGCUUGGAAGAAAUCACAAUUAUUCCAAUCAAUGAAACAUGCUCAAUUAGAAUAUGAAAAACAAGUUGAACAACAAAAACCAUCUGUUGAUUUUAAAGAACAAGUAUUGAAUGAAAAAAGUAGAACAACUUCUAAAAACUCUGAAUAUAGUUCUAGUUUUUAUGCUCAAACAAUUGCUUUAACUCAAAGACAAUUAAGUUUAACUUGGGGUGAUAAAUUUACAUUAACUUCACGUUUUCUAACUAUUCUUGUAUUAUCAUUUAUUUUUGGUGGUAUUUAUUUCCAACAACCAUUAACAACGGAUGGUUUAUUUACAAGAGGUGGUGCUAUUUUCACUUCUAUCAUUUUCAAUUGUAUUUUAACUCAAGGGGAGCUCCACGGUGCUCUAUCAGGUCGAAGGAUCUUACAAAAACAUAAAAGCUAUGCUCUAUAUCGUCCUUCAGCUUAUUUUGUUUCACAAAUUCUAAUUGAUAUUCCAUUUAUAUUGGUUCAAGUAUUUUUACAUUCAUUCAUAGUUUAUUUCAUGUAUGGCUUUGAAUAUCGUGCUGAUAAAUUCUUUAUAUUUUGUUUCACAUUGGUUGGUGUAUCAUUAUCAAGUGCUUCAUUAUUUAGAGGUUUUGCAAAUUUUACUCCAUCUUUAUUUACUGCACAAAAUUUAAUGAAUUUUGUUUUCAUUUUUGAAGUAAAUUAUUUUGGUUAUUCUCAAACUCCAGAUAAAAUGCAUUCUUGGUUUAAAUGGACUUAUUAUAUUAAUCCAUUAGCAUAUGCAUUUAAAAGUUUAAUGAUUAAUGAAUUUAAAGGUUUAGAUUUUUCAUGUUUAGAUAGUGCUAUUCCAUUUGAUCAUUUUAAUAAUUCAACAUAUUCUGAUAUGUCACAUAGAAUUUGUGCAGUACCAGGUUCAAUUGAAGGUUCUUUGUCUGUUAAAGGUGAAAAUUAUUUAUGGGAUGCAUUACAAAUUAAUAGUGAUCAUAGAGCAUUAAAUGUUGUAGUAAUUUUCUUAUUUUGGUUAUUUUAUAUUGGAUUGAAUUUAUUCGCCGUUGAAUAUUUCGAUUGGACAAGUGGUGGUUAUACUCAUAAAGUAUAUAAAAGAGGUAAAGCUCCAAAAUUAAAUGAUGUUGAAGAAGAAAGAAAUCAAAAUCAAAUCGUAAAGAAAGCAACUGAUAAUAUGAAAGAUACUUUAAAGAUGAGAGGUGGUCUUUUCUCUUGGAAAUCAAUUUCUUAUACUGUACCAGUAGCUGGAACAAAUAAAUUACUAUUGGAUGAUAUUAUGGGUUGGAUUAAACCUGGUCAAAUGACUGCUUUGAUGGGUUCAUCAGGUGCUGGUAAAACAACCCUACUCGAUGUAUUGGCAAAAAGAAAAACCAUGGGUACUGUAACUGGUGAAUCAUUAUUAAAUGGUAAGCAAUUGGAAAUUGAUUUUGAACGUAUCACUGGUUAUGUUGAACAAAUGGAUGUUCAUAAUCCAGGUUUAACAGUUAGAGAGGCAUUAAGAUUCUCUGCAAAACUUCGUCAAGAACCAUGGGUACCAUUAAAAGAUAAAUAUCAAUAUGUUGAACAUGUUUUAGAAAUGAUGGAAAUGAAACAUUUAGGUGAUGCUUUAAUUGGUACUUUGGAAACUGGUGUUGGUAUUUCAGUUGAAGAAAGAAAAAGAUUAACAAUUGGUGUUGAAUUAGUUGCAAAACCACAAAUUCUCUUCCUUGAUGAACCUACAUCAGGUUUGGAUGCUCAAUCAUCAUAUAAUAUUAUUAAAUUCAUUCGUAAAUUAGCCGAUGCGGGUAUGCCAUUGGUUUGUACAAUUCAUCAACCAUCAUCAGUAUUAUUUGAACAUUUCGAUCGUAUUCUUUUAUUGGCUAGAGGUGGUAAAACUGUUUAUUUCGGUGAUAUUGGUGAUAAAUCAAAAACUUUAACAUCAUACUUUGAACGUCAUGGUGUUCGUCCAUGUACUGAAAGUGAAAAUCCAGCAGAAUAUAUUUUAGAAGCAACUGGUGCAGGUAUUCAUGGUAAGACCGAUGUUAAUUGGCCAGAAGCUUGGAAACAAUCAUCAGAGUAUCAAAAUGUUGUCAAUGAAUUGGAUCUUUUAAGAACAAAAGAAGAAUUGGGAAAAUAUAUUUUAGAUAGUGAUUUGCAAGUCGAUGGUAAGCAAGCACCACCAAGAGAAUUUGCAAAUGGUUUCCUAACUCAAUUCAUUGAGGUUUACAAACGUUUAAAUAUCAUUUAUUAUCGUGACGUUUUCUAUACAAUGGGUAGUUUUGCUCAAAGUGCUGUAUCUGGUUUAGUAAUUGGUUUCACUUUUUAUGAUUUAAAAAAUAGUUCAUCCGAUCAACAACAAAGAAUCUUUAUGAGUUGGGAAGCAAUGAUUCUUGGUGUAUUAUUGAUUUAUUUGGUUUUACCAAUGUUUUUCAUUCAAAAAGAAUAUUUCAAACGUGAUACUGCUAGUAAAUAUUAUUCAUGGCAUGCAUUCUCCUUGUCUAUGAUUGCCGUUGAAAUUCCAUAUGUAGUUUUAUCAAGUACUUUGUUUUUCAUUGCAACCUAUUGGACCUCUGGUAUUGAUUCAACCGCUAGUGCAAACUUUUACUAUUGGUUAAUGCAUACAAUGUUUAGUGUUUAUAUUGUUUCAUUUGCUCAAGCUUUAGGUGCUGCAUGUGUUAAUAUCGCCAUUUCAAUCGCUGCUUUACCAAUUGUUCUCUUUUAUCUCUUUUUACUUUGUGGAGUUCAAAUUCCACCACCAGCAAUGAGUUCAUUCUAUCAAGAUUGGUUAUACCAUUUAAACCCUGCUAAAUAUUUCUUGGAAGGUUUAAUCACUACUGUAUUAAAACCAAUUGAAGUUUUAUGUACUGAUGUAGAUUUAAUUAAAUUCACUGCUCCAAGUGGUACCGAUUGUCAAACCUAUUCUGCACCAUUCCUCCAACAAGCUACUGGUUAUGUUGUUCCAUUAAGUAAUACUACAAACGAAUGUGGUUAUUGUAUUUACAGUUCAGGUUCUGAUUAUUUCGAAACAAGUUUAGGUUGGGAUUAUGGUCAUCGUUGGAGAAAUUUUGGAAUUAUUGUUGCUUAUUGGGGUAGUUCAAUUUUAGCAGUAUUAUUCUUUGUUUAUCUCACUCAAAAACCAAGACGUUAA